GCUCCCUCCAGAGAGGGACUCUUCCUCGACCGACUCCAGUCGGGUCUGCAGCAUCAGUCUUUUGGGAGCUCCGUAGAAGCCAGAGACCAUGCUGACGUUUUUGGCGCUGACGUCGGUUGCCCUCCUGGGAAUAGUGCCUGAGCAGUCCCAGGCUAUAGUGAUUUACACUGGCUGGGAGCGGCACGCCUUGGUGGGCUCUGACAUCCGACUCUCCUGUUCUUUCUUCUCCUGGCGCUGGACCUCGGAGGACGUCACCUUCUCCUGGACAUACAGGCCUGAUGGCUCACGGGACGCCAUCUCUAUCUUCCACUACACUGGUGGUGCUGCCUAUGUUGACAACAAGGGUCCCUUUAGAGACAGACUGGAGUUUGUGGGAAACCCAGGUCGCCGUGACGGAUCCAUCCUGCUCAAAAACCUGGAGCUCAGCGACAACGGCACCUUCACCUGUGACGCCAAGAACCCCCCUGACAUAGUGGGCCGGCCUUCCAGUGUCCGACUGCUGGUGUUUGAGAAAGUGCCCAUCCAGGCUGGCGUGAUCACAGGAGCCAUCAUCGGGGUGGUCCUGGGCCUGCUGGUGCUCAUCGUGGUCAUCUACUACCUGAUGAGGUUCCUGGUGGCACGCCGAGUCUUCAGCCUCAGUGUCAGCAAACAUGGCAAGAAAAAGAAAGAGGGUUCACAGCAGAGACAGGGCCCUGUGCCUCCCGCCGACCCCUCCAAGGUGAAGGCGGCCACCUCGGAAAAGAAGAAGCAGGAGUCACGCAAGGAUAAGAAAUAGGAUACGGGGAGGGGCUGGGGCGGGUUCGCUGACCGGCUGCUCCAGCCCGUACGCCAGGCGGUGGGGAAGGCCCAGCCCAAGCAGCAGCAGCAGCAGCGAACCAUAGUCAGAAAAACAGAGAGGGUGGGGGGAGGAGGAGGAGAGGAGGGCUCGGGUCGGGUACUGAUGACCAUCGAGCUGGAGCUGACUCGCAGAAAUGGUGAGGAGGGCCCCAGCGGUGAAGGAGGGACAGGGAGGUCCGAACCGCUUGGCUUCCUCUCCAGGCUCGCCAAUCAGCUCACCUUCAAAUAACAGACCACGAGGGAGGGAGGUGGGGGUGGGAUGGGGGGGACCCAUCGAAGAUAAGAGAGUGGGAAGUCUAUUGAGAAACCACAUACCUGCUUUCAACCCACAACGCUAACCUGAGUCCCUGAAUAAAUGAGUCAAAUCAUAACUGCUCCUGUCACAGGCCGAUGAUUAUAAACGCAACUAUACUGGCUGAGAUCUUAGAUGUCGUGAUAAUCUCUUACACCAGCCAGCACCCCGAGUGCUUUUGUCAGGUCAUAAGAUAUGCCAUUUGAAGCGAGACCCUAAGACGGCUUGGUUUGAUAACAAAAUCUAAAAAGCUGCUCCCUGGGUUUUGCCUUUCUGGUUCCUUUCAUUGUGAUCCUAUCCACCGAAAAAAAAAAAAAAAAAGAGCUUUCUCCAAGUGCGUCCGAUACGCAUCACGAAGCCCUGGCUGCGGGGACAAGCCAAUUUGCUUUUUUCAGAGGCGACAUGUCAAACUCCAACUUUCUCACCUCACACUGAUCUUCUUUCUCUUCCGCUCUCCUAUUCCAUUUCUUCCUCCUUUCACUGUGAAUUUCCUGACUUUCUUGUUAAUUCAAAUUACAGAAGUGAUUUAUAUGCUAACUGCUCUAUCCUGUUUCUCUCUCUCUCUCUCUCUCACCUCCCUUCCCUCUUUUCUUCCUCCUGUAGAUAAAGGUCUGACUUCUCCAUGACUGCCUCCACUCCUCUAGUCUGCUCCCCCCUUUUCUGCCCAGCCUGAUGCAACCCCCAUUAUUUUCCAUUAUCUCUACUCUUUCAAGACAGCACUGGCUGUAAGAAUAGUCCUACUAUAUCAGCGGCAACGGUGUCAAAUAAUUUUCACAACGCCUCGCCGGGGAUCCUGUAUGCGCUCAUUGGGCAAACUGUAAAACUGUUUAGGGCUUAACUAUGCACAUAACUUCCUUAAGAGGAACCUGAAAGAUAUCCCCUCGUGUUUAGAGUCCCCUGAAUCUCCCCGCUUAAUGUUUACGACUCAAUCACACGCGCGCGCACACACACACACACACACACACACACACACACACACACACACACACACACACACACACACACACACUAUGCGGAGCUGCGAGUGCACUCUGGACUUUAGACAGAGAAAAAGCGAGACAGAGAGGGACAGGAGAGUGAUAGUGGGAGCGAAAUAUGAUUCCUGCUCUCAGCCGGCGCAGAUAGAGGUUCAAGCCCUCGAGCUCGGGGUGAUUCAAUCCUCUCACAUUUGAGCUAAUGGAGGUUGUCGCUGUGUCCCUGCCCUGGCUAAAGGGGGCUAUUUCUGGUCCUAUAAGAGCGUACGGGCUUACUGUAACAGCUGCACAUUUUUCAGACGACAGGAGAUUGGGGGAAGGGGGUGGAAGAGAGAGGCGAGCAGAGCAGGUGGUGGUGGUGGGGGCCCUGCUGUGCUGUUUGCGCUAAGUGCAUGAGGCGGUUUGCUGUUGACUCGACGGCCGGGGACUGACAACCUGGAAUGACGUCACGGCCCCCGAGACUGGCCAACGCUCUCACGAGUCUGACAAAAGAGCUUACCAGGAAGAGGUGCAGCUUCAGAGUUAUUUUAGGUCCAGUUAAUCCGCUUGCACGUUUCUCUUCGCCAACCCAGGGCUAAUUAUUUUAGCGUGUGCUAGUAACAAGAUAUCUCUCUCUACAUCUCCCUCCCUGCCUCCUCUGCGGUCUCCUCUCCUCUGUUAUUCGCUCUUCAUCUCUGCCCCCAUCUUGAGAAUCAUCUCCUCUCUCUAAACUCCCUGUUUCGUUCUCGCCGUCCUUAACGUCUUUGACUUCCUUUAUCUCUUCCUCUUCCUGCCGGUUAGUGAGUCUGCACUGCAUUAUUCCCCCACAGAAAAGGCCUAUACACAAUCCACUCCUCUCUUUAAGCCUCUCCUUAUCUGACUGCCAGGCCUACAGCUCAAUGCUCUGCUCCUCUCUCUUCUGUCCUUCCUCCUCUUCCUUCUUCUCUUUUCUCAACUCGGUGAUGGACAUCUCUCUCUCUCCCCUCCCUUCGUGUUCAACAGUGAUCGACCAACGCCCUCUCGUUUGCCCUUCAAGCGCCACCUCCCCCUGGGGCACGUCCCUUUGCCAGCCCUUCUUCUCUGGCCCUUUACUGUCUUUUUUUUCUGCUGGUUCGAAAGCCAAAAGGUUCUCCUCUGCCCACUACUUCCAGAGGAAAGAAACGGAUGGGCACAAAUCCGCCUUUAGUCCUCACUGAAGACACCAAACAAAAACUUAUAAUCUAGCUAGCUCUCUUCCGGUCGCCGUUGCGUGUUUCAUGUAUAUGUGUGUCUUGUUAAAAGUGUUAAAAAUGAGAUUACAUGUGAAAUUUAAAAAACAAAACAAAAGCAGUAUGUCACCCUAAGUAAAGCAAAUGUUUCUGAGGCAUUUUUACAUGUGUGCAAGAAAACACAUGGAGAACAUGUUUAUGGAGGCAGGGAAGAAAUGUAAUGUAACUCUUUGGAAUAUGUCAUAUUUCUGACCUUGUGUGUUAUGGAAGGUACUGUGUGGCUGUCUCUAUGGUAUGUUUUAUUCAAAGAUGAAGGGAAAUCAAGGUUGUUGUGCGGAGUCAGAGAGAAGAUGAAGGGUGGAUAAGGGUUUGGUUAGCCUUAGAUGCAGCACGAUGUGGCUGGGAAGAAAAAAAAAAGAUGGGGGGAGAAGGUGCUUGCUGUGGGAGAAAUCUUUAGAGGAAGAGACUUAUCUGGUGUGUUAAGCCCAGCCAAAAAUCCAUAUGUAUCACUACAGAUAGAGCCUCCUCUUCCCCCAGAGCUUUCUUUUAAAGGUGCUCCUUCCCCAACCCUGAGCCAAAGAUGGACUGCGAUUGGUGAGCUUAAUAUGCAGGGUGGAAAGCGUAGACUUGAAUGUUUCUUUAAAAUUCAUAACAGGAAUGGAGGUGCUAAAAUCCACAUCGAUAUAACUGGUUUCACUAGUCGCUGUUUAACUAUCCAGUCAAAUGGAUUAGUUAGAAUGUUUUCUUCUUUUUUCAGCAAAGCCACACAGACACCUGACGUAAGACAAACAGCAUUAAAACCGCCUUUUAAACACGUUUUGUAUGUAUUUUGAACCGUGUUAGUCGUAGUUGAAGAAUAUCAUUCCUUCAUUUGAAAUGACUGGAGCUUCUUACAUUUUUUUACAUUUAUUUUAAUGCUUGUGAUCAUUUUCGAACUACUAACGACUUUUGGUGACUGUAAUAUGUUGUAAAGAGAACGUAAAUAAAAAUAAAAUCCCCACGUCGCCAGCUGUUGUCAACAGAAGACAAAAGUAAACCCAGCU
Oreochromis aureus is the source of this 4333-nucleotide messenger RNA. RefSeq names its product myelin protein zero (gene mpz). The transcript has 6 exons. Gene Ontology annotation, biological process: myelination. Gene Ontology annotation, cellular component: membrane. The record is from RefSeq and is a predicted model, not a curated record. Bases 89 to 775 code for a protein of 228 amino acids. Lineage: Eukaryota; Metazoa; Chordata; Actinopteri; Cichliformes; Cichlidae.